Molecule: messenger RNA, 1556 nt
Organism: Acomys russatus (golden spiny mouse)
Lineage: Eukaryota; Metazoa; Chordata; Mammalia; Rodentia; Muridae
Gene: Serpinb10
Product: serpin family B member 10
Exons: 6
Coding region: 30-1157 (375 amino acids)
Biological process (GO): negative regulation of endopeptidase activity
Molecular function (GO): serine-type endopeptidase inhibitor activity
Source: RefSeq, a predicted model, not a curated record
CUGUCUUACACUUUUUAUAGGUUCUUACAAUGGCCUCUCUAGUAACGUCCAUCAACCAGUUUGCUCUGGAGUUUAGCAAAAAGCUAGCUGAAUCUGUUGAUGGUAGAAAUAUCUUCUUUUCACCUUGGGGAAUCUUUACUUCCUUGGGUAUGGUGUAUUUGGGUACCAAAGGUACCACUGCAGCACAGAUGUCUCAGGAACUUAACUUAAGCAAGGUUGAAGAAAUAGGCUCCAAUUUCCAGACCCUUGCUGCAGAAAUCCUCAAGCCUGGAAGUUCCUAUAUACUCAAAACAGUUAACCAGAUAUAUGGAGAGAAAACAUAUCCAUUUCAUAAUAAAUAUUUGGAGGACAUGAAAACAUACUUUGGUGCAGAACCACAGUCUGUUAACUUUGUGGAAGCCUCUGGCCAGAUGAGGAUGGAGAUCAACUCCUGGGUGGGAAGACAGACUGGGGGUAAAAUUCCAAACCUCCUCCCAGAUGACUCAAUAGACUACAUGACUAAGAUGGUUCUGGUGAAUGCCCUUUAUUUUAAAGGGACCUGGGAGCAUCAGUUCUCAGUGCAAAACACCACUGAAAGGCCUUUCAGAAUAAACAAGACCACAAGCAAACCAGUACAAAUGAUGUCCAUGAAAAGGGAGCUUCAGGUCUUCCACAUUGAGGAGCUGCAAACUAUAGGCCUUCAACUCUAUUAUCAGAACCGUGACCUCAGCCUGCUUCUGCUGCUGCCAGAAGACAUUGGUGGCCUGGAACAGCUGGAAAAGGCCAUCACUUAUGAGAAACUGAAUGAGUGGACGAGUGCAGACAUGAUGGACACAUACGAAGUGCAGCUUUACCUCCCCAAGUUCAAGAUGGAAGAGAGCUAUGACCUCAAGUCAGCCCUGAUCAGUAUGGGGAUGACUGAUGCAUUUAACCGGAGCAAAGCUGAUUUCUCAAACAUGUCUUCAGGGAGAAACCUAUUUUUAUCCAAUGUUUUCCACAAGACUUUUCUGGAAAUAAAUGAAGAAGGCACGGAAGCGACAGCUGGCACUGGAAGUGAAGUCAGUCUUCGAAUGAAGGCACCUUCCAUUGAGUUAAAUGUAGAUCAUCCAUUCCUUUUUCUCAUCAGGCACAACAAAACCAAUUGUUUCCUCUUUUAUGGAAGGUUCUGCUCCCCCUAAACUCUGCAUCUCUCACUUAACGAAAACAUCUUAUAGUACAAAGCAAACAAACAAAAAUCUAUGUCGUGAGAUGAAAAACAAGUUAUCACAAAAUUACCCCAUAGUCUAUAUACAUUUGAUGCUUGCAUAUUAAUAAAUUAACCUUACAGAAUGUUUUCUGGUGAUCCUGUUAUGUCUGUGUAAAAAGGUGAGAACAUCUUUAGCUGUUAUGCCUGAUAGAGAAACAGUAAAAAUGAACAAUGAACAGGUGUCCACAAUGACAUAAAUGUGCUUUAAGUUCCCAAACUGAGGACAUUAUGAGAUGACCUGUACUGUUUCUAGAUGCUGCACUACAAAGAGCAUUCAUUGUGAACAGAAUAUAAGUUUUGAGGUUGAGAGUAGUGUUAUAAAGCAAUGUGA